AUGACAAAAGAUAAAAAACAAAGUCAAAACGAUGAAGCGAUGGAUACAAGUACAAUCAAUGCCGACGAAAACGGUGCAGAAAAUGCAGGUCCAUCGUACGAAGAUAAAUUCAAAUACAUGAAUGCACUGGCUUCACCUGUGGCACCGAAAAAAUUAGCAAAGAAAUUGUUCAAAUGCGUCAAACAAGCAACGAAACAAAAGAAUUACAUUCGAUUAGGUCUACGUGAAACACAAAAAUACAUUCGUCGAGGCGAAAAAGGUCUUGUCGUUUUCGCUGGGAAUGUAUCGCCUAUUGAUAUUUACAGUCACAUGCCUGUUGUCUGCGAAGAAGCAAAUAUUCCGUAUGUGUUCGUCCCAUCGAAAGAAGAUUUAGGUAGUGUAAUUCGUGCUAAUCGAACAUGUUGUUUGUUAAUGGUUCGUCCUCAUCCGGAAUACAAGGAAUUAUACGAUGAAAUUAUCGAGAAAGUGAAUAAGUUAGAGUCCGAAACGACCAAAACUGAAUAA
Adineta ricciae is the source of this 504-nucleotide messenger RNA. The record is from the annotation of a GenBank genome assembly. Lineage: Eukaryota; Metazoa; Rotifera; Eurotatoria; Adinetida; Adinetidae.